AUGCGCACGGGUCGGGUGAGACAGAAGAGAACAGCGGAGCGUGGUAACGACACGCGUGUAUUCGAACGAAACCGAAACCGGAAGUCAGGGGUACAAAAAGGGGUCGGUCAAGAUGCAGCAAUUGAGAAGGUGGAUUCGUGUCGCGAUCAAAAGAAGAAAAGUCUUUUUCCUUUUAAGAUUCAAGAUACAAAUCAACCUGCAUGUGUAAAAAAGCAAGAUCUCAUUAUCAUGUUUUAUAGAAAGUCUACAGCACUAAUUACACGGAUUUUGCACUUCUCUCUUCUUGAUGAUGACAAAGGUAUCGUCUACAUAACGUACCAAAAGCUUCGGGUUGAUGUCCGGCAACACGGUCCUCUCCAGUCUUUGCAUUGCAAUCUCGGCGAUGAACCCUAA
Messenger RNA from Opisthorchis viverrini, 393 nucleotides. RefSeq lists its product as hypothetical. Lineage: Eukaryota; Metazoa; Platyhelminthes; Trematoda; Opisthorchiida; Opisthorchiidae. The record is from RefSeq and is a predicted model, not a curated record. The transcript has 5 exons. Bases 1 to 393 code for a protein of 130 amino acids.